Molecule: messenger RNA, 777 nt
Organism: Pseudozyma hubeiensis SY62
Lineage: Eukaryota; Fungi; Basidiomycota; Ustilaginomycetes; Ustilaginales; Ustilaginaceae
Exons: 2
Coding region: 1-777 (258 amino acids)
Molecular function (GO): phosphatase activity
Source: RefSeq, a predicted model, not a curated record
AUGAACACGGCACCUUCACCGUUACCUGCUCUGCAGGGUAAGCAGCUCAUCGUGUUCGAUUUUGACUGGUCGCUGGUUGAUCAAGACACGGACCGAUACGUACACGAAGUUCUCUGCCCACCUCUUCGGGCCGAGCUGCAACGACGCAAGAAAAGCGAGCAGUUCACCGAUCUCUGCGCAUCGCUUCUCGUCAAGCUUCACCAACAAGGUGCAACGCCGGACGACAUUCGAUCCGCGCUCCAGACCCUACCCUUCCACCCGGGUGUCAAACGCGGUGUCAGCAACCUCAAAGCUGCCGGUCAGACCACCUUCUUCCUCUUGUCCAACAGCAACACCGUCUACAUCGACACCAUCCUGCGUCACCACAAGCUCGAAUCGCUCUUCGACGAGAUUGUCACCAACCCGGCAGCGUUCAACGAUUCCGGUGCGCUCAUCUUGCAACGCCGCGUCCUUGCGACGGCGGAAAAGCAGCACGGAUGCAAGGUCGGUUGCAGCGCAAACAUGUGCAAGGGAGAAGAGCUCGAUGCGUUCCUGCAGAGGAACGGGGGCAGGGAUGCGUUUGAUAGGAUCAUCUACGUGGGUGAUGGUGGGAAUGAUUUCUGCCCCGUACUGAGGUUGCAGCCGAAGGACCUGGCAUUCGUGAGGAAGUUCAGAGGGUUGCAGACGAGGAUCGCGAAGGAAGGAGGCGUCAAGGCAGGGGUCAAGUACUGGAACGGUGCUUGGGAGUUGGAGGGUUACUUGAACGAGGCGAGGGGCGAGCCUGCGUUGGAUUACUGA